GAGAAGAACACAAAACCUUAAAAAAAACAUAUAACAAGUCAGUCUUCUCGUGAAACUGAAACUGAUUCUACACGCUCUGUUCGUUCCCCACAUUCUCACCGGAAUCUUCAGCCGUGGCUUCUUCUUCCGGCCCGAACCACACCAAUCUCUCCCGGAGAAAAACCCACCCUCCAUCAAACAAACCCACCUCACCUCCCGACCCGACCCGGAUUGUUCAUACAUCAGAUCUGCCGUUCUAUCUAAAAACCUGGUUUAUAUACGCUUUAUACAUAAUGGCAUUCACUUGUUUUGGGGUUGCUAUAUUUCUUUUUCUUUUUCUCGAUUCUGAUUUCAGUUUUAAUUCCUCUCCUGUCUACGCAUCAGCAGCUGCUUCUGAAGGAGUUGAGGUCACCUACGGGUCUGUGAUCAAGCUGAUGCACGAGAAAACGAAAUUUCGGUUGCACUCACAUGACGUGCCAUAUGGUUCUGGCAGUGGACAACAGUCAGUUACUGGUUUCCCAAAUGUUGACGAUUCUAACAGCUACUGGAUUGUGAGGCCUAUUCCUGACACCAAUGAAAAACAAGGAAACACAAUUAAAAGUGGAACAAUUAUCAGGCUGCAGCAUAUGAGGACCCGAAGAUGGCUUCACAGCCAUUUACAUGCAUCCCCUAUAACCGGAAAUAUGGAGGUGAGUUGCUUUGGAGAUGAUGGAAACUCGGACACCGGGGAUUAUUGGAAACUUGAAAUUGAGGGAAGUGGAAAAACUUGGAGGCAAGAUCAGAAGAUCAGACUUUUUCAUGUGGACACUCAAGGCUAUCUACACAGUCAUGACAAAAAGUUCAGCCGGACUGCAGGCGGUCAGCAAGAGGUUUGUGGCGUUAGAUUGAAGCGCCCAGAUAAUAUUUGGUUGGCAUCAGAGGGUGUAUAUCUCCCAGUUACUGAAAGCAAGUAAUUCGAAGAAGCGUGAGUGGUAAAGCCUAUCCUAGACACUGGAUUUAUGACCACCGGCUUAACUUCAAUAACCGUUUUAGCAAUUUCAUAUAUUUGGAAAUCAAGAUACUGAGCUGCAUAUGUAAAGAUUUGGUUAAACAACUGUAAUACUAAAAGAAACAUUUUGUAGUGUAUGCUUUGUCCAAGAAUUAAGGGGAAAAAAGAGAAAGAAAAGAAGUGUAUCGGAUCGUUUCAAUC
This is a messenger RNA of Daucus carota subsp. sativus, 1168 nucleotides long. RefSeq names its product stromal cell-derived factor 2-like protein. NCBI's taxonomy places the organism in Eukaryota, Viridiplantae, Streptophyta, Magnoliopsida, Apiales, Apiaceae. The record is from RefSeq and is a predicted model, not a curated record. The transcript has 6 exons. Bases 273 to 932 code for a protein of 219 amino acids.